AUGGCUCUUGCAGGAAGGGUUCCCCCUUCCUGCGGGAGUGGUUCAGCCCGGAGGCGGCCCUUUCCCGCGGGGGCCGGAAUAGUGGCCCUAGCAGCUCCGCCCCUCCCCGCCCCGCCCGGGAAUGUGGACGUUUGGAGUGAGCGCGGUGGGCGGGCCGGAGGGAGGCGCCGAGGCGCCGGGGCCGCAGCGGAGGAGGCGGAGGAGGCUGGCAGCGGCGGCGGUGGCGGUGGCUGUGGCGGCUGCGGGAGUGUCCGAAGUCCGCCCACUCCAGAGCCGGAAGCGCCCACCGCCCCUCCCUGGGCUGCUGAGCUCCUUUCCAGAGGCUCCGUGGUAGUGGGUUCUGGAGGCGGGUCGGGUCUCUCCUUCGACUUCCCGGGAAUGUGGGCCGGGAAUGUGGGCCGGGAGGAGACCCCGGGUCACUUGACUGUCCCCCAGCUCUUUGAGAGUCUCCUGUCUGCCCUCGGAGAGGGCUCCUACGACCCCCUGCCCCAAAUCGGGCCCCCCUCGGUUUCUGAGCCUUGGUGCUCACAUGGGCAGAGCUUCUGGGGCGUUUCACCCACCUUUCCCAGUGAUCCUGGGGACAGGGACAUCAUGAUCACCCACUUUGAACCGUCCAUCUCCUUCGAGGGUCUCUGCAGCGAGGUCCGAGACAUGUGCUCCUUUGACAAUGAGCAGCUCUUCACCAUGAAGUGGAUAGAUGAAGAGGGAGACCCAUGCACUGUUUCAUCUCAGCUGGAGUUAGAGGAGGCCUUUCGGCUCUACGAACUCAACAAAGAUUCAGAGCUCUUAAUUCAUGUAUUUCCAUGUGUACCAGAACGGCCUGGAAUGCCAUGCCCAGGAGAAGACAAGUCCAUCUACCGCAGAGGCGCACGCCGAUGGAGGAAGCUUUAUUGUGCCAAUGGCCACACUUUCCAAGCCAAGCGGUUCAACAGGCGAGCUCACUGUGCUAUCUGCACCGACCGAAUAUGGGGCCUCGGACGCCAGGGCUACAAGUGCAUCAACUGCAAGCUACUUGUUCACAAGAAGUGCCACAAGCUUGUCACCAUCGAGUGUGGGCGGCAUUCUCUGCCCCCGGAACCAAUGAUGCCCAUGGACCAAACAUCUGUGCAUUCAGACAAUGUAGAGACAGUGAUUCCAUAUAACCCUUCAAGUCAUGAGAGUUUGGACCACGUUGGAGAAGAAAAGGAGGCAAUGAGUACCAGGGACAGUGGCAAAGCUUCAUCUAGUCUGGGUCUCCAAGAUUUCGAUUUGCUCCGUGUCAUAGGGAGGGGGAGCUAUGCCAAAGUUCUGUUGGUGCGACUCAAAAAAACUGAGCGCAUUUACGCCAUGAAAGUCGUGAAGAAGGAGCUGGUCAAUGAUGACGAGGACAUCGAUUGGGUGCAGACAGAGAAGCACGUCUUUGAGCAGGCGUCCAACCACCCGUUCCUCGUUGGCCUGCACUCUUGCUUCCAGACAGAAAGCAGAUUGUUCUUCGUGAUAGAAUAUGUGAACGGUGGGGACCUCAUGUUCCACAUGCAGCGCCAGAGGAAGCUCCCCGAAGAGCACGCCAGAUUUUAUUCUGCAGAAAUAAGUCUAGCCCUUAAUUACCUUCAUGAAAGAGGGAUAAUCUAUCGAGACUUGAAACUGGACAAUGUGUUGCUGGAUUCUGAAGGGCACAUUAAGCUCACGGACUACGGCAUGUGUAAGGAAGGGUUAAGGCCAGGAGACACAACCAGCACUUUCUGUGGGACUCCAAAUUACAUUGCUCCUGAAAUUUUGCGAGGAGAAGAUUAUGGCUUCAGCGUGGACUGGUGGGCACUCGGCGUACUGAUGUUCGAGAUGAUGGCAGGGAGGUCUCCCUUUGAUAUCGUCGGGAGCUCAGACAACCCUGAUCAGAACACAGAAGAUUACCUCUUUCAAGUUAUUUUGGAAAAGCAAAUUAGAAUACCCCGCUCCCUCUCUGUCAAAGCUGCAAGUGUUCUGAAGAGUUUUCUUAAUAAAGACCCCAAGGAACGGCUAGGUUGUCAUCCUCAAACAGGCUUUGCUGACAUUCAGGGACAUCCAUUCUUCCGAAAUGUCGAUUGGGACAUGAUGGAACAGAAGCAGGUGGUGCCUCCCUUCAAGCCAAAUAUUUCGGGAGAAUUUGGUUUGGACAACUUUGAUUCCCAGUUCACUAAUGAACCUGUGCAGCUCACUCCAGAUGAUGAUGAUAUUGUGAAGAAAAUUGACCAGUCUGAAUUCGAGGGCUUCGAGUACAUCAAUCCCCUCUUGAUGUCUGCAGAAGAGUGUGUCUGAUGGGGCUCAUCCCUUUUGCAUGUGUUGUCAUUUAAUGCACGGAUAAACAAGUUACCAGUUUGGAUGCAACCAUAUAGCAUAAAAACUUGAGCAUUUUAACUUCAUCAUCUACUUUGGCACCCUUGGUAUCUUUUAUCCCUGAUUGUAACGACCAAACAAUCACUUUUAAGUUCAGCUGCAAGAAAAAAGUCUGAAACCAGAUUUCUAGAGACUUGGGCUAGGACUGAUUGAAUUAUAAC
Gracilinanus agilis (Agile Gracile Mouse Opossum) is the source of this 2513-nucleotide messenger RNA. RefSeq names its product protein kinase C iota (gene PRKCI). Gene Ontology annotation, molecular function: diacylglycerol-dependent serine/threonine kinase activity; ATP binding; protein binding. The transcript is spliced from 21 exons. The coding region runs from base 1 to 2274 and encodes 757 amino acids. Gene Ontology annotation, biological process: protein phosphorylation. NCBI's taxonomy places the organism in Eukaryota, Metazoa, Chordata, Mammalia, Didelphimorphia, Didelphidae. The record is from RefSeq and is a predicted model, not a curated record.